This is a messenger RNA of Rubroshorea leprosula, 1470 nucleotides long. The record is from the annotation of a GenBank genome assembly. Lineage: Eukaryota; Viridiplantae; Streptophyta; Magnoliopsida; Malvales; Dipterocarpaceae.
AAUUGAAACCAACCUUAAGCUUUUUUAUCUCCACUCUAAAGUUCCUUGUCAUUUCUUUAUAGCGAAGGUGUCUUGUGUUUUUGUGUGAAGUUCUAAAAUUGAAGACAUAAGGAGACAUUGUCAUCACUAAAACCAGGUAAAAAUGGAAUUUUUUAGAGAACUUAGAGAGCUUCAAGGUAACCAAGAAAGGGAAGAGGAAGAGGGUGUUGUAUCCGUGGAACCGAUUACAAUGGUAGUACCACUGGAAUUACAGGAUUUUUCGAAGGCCAUUACGCUGAAAAGUAGCCCUAGUUCAAGCGCACAUGGUGACGCCGAUAGCCAUCAUUCCUCAACUUCUAAUAGUCCGUCUGCAGAGGCGACGCCCCAUGAUGGUAGGGGUGAGGGGAACAGCCACAAUGCUCCAGUGUUUACGAACACAAAGGAGAGUGUGCCAGUAAUGGAUGUGUGGGAGAACAUUCCCAUUAUUGGGAAGUUGGAUAACAUCUAUAAGGUGUCGCAAAAUUUGCCUUUGGGAUUUAGGUUUAGAGUGGCGCUCCACCAUGAUGUAGCAGACGAUGCGACCACUAUUACACGAUUUAACAAUUUGGAGAGAUGGUGUGCCCGUGAAGACUUAGAUGCUGAAGACGACGUGCCCUUUAUUCGGCGACGAACGAGCUCUAGGGCUCAUCUUGUCAUUGCAUGCUCAUCUGAGGUGCCUUCUGCCCCCACCAGUGGUAGUGCCGAGGCCAGGUCUGCACAAGGUAUGCACAACUUUGUCCCUUUUGUGGACCAGCAAUGCGUUAAGAGUUUUGUGCAACAAAACAAUGGUCACGCGACUAGGCUAAAGUUGAUGGACGCCUUUAACUAUGUUGUGGCACUAUUCGAGUGCAAGCAGGGGGCACGGGGGCAAGCACGCGAGCUCAAAGAAAGUUGCAAGUGGCUGACUUCCAAGAAGGUGAGCUUGGAGGAAGAGGUGAAUCACUUACAGAGCUUUGAGAUGACUAACCGAGCAGCGUUUGUAGAGUGCCGAGCUGACGAGUUGAAUAAUAAGGUUCUUGAGUUAAAGGAAGAGCUGGAGAAGGUUCAAGUCGAGAAGGAAAGUGGCAUUCAAGUCGCUAAGGAGGAGGCUUGGCGUGUAGAAGAACGGGUGGAAAAGGUAGAGGCUGAAAGGGAAGGCGUUAUGAACGAGUUUAGCCCUCUAAGGGCUCGAGUGGCUGCGGUAGAUCAAAAUGUUGUGCGUAGGCAGCAAGCCUUGGAUCAAAUAAAGUUAUCUUAUGAGCACUCCAUUAGCAUGGCCCGAGCUCAAAGGGCGGAGUGGCUACUCAAGUAAAAAAUGUUCCAAGACAUUGUGGUCGUUACAUCUAUGAACACCAUAGCACAGAUUUAUGAUGAGCUUUGUGUAAGGUUGUUAUGGCACUGGCCUAACUUCCCCUUGGUGAGUUGACGUUUGUAGAGGGAGAGGAGAUUGAUGAAUAAGGAAAAAGUUUGUUG